GUUUAUGCAACCGAGAACGCACGUCGAUUGUUUGACAUUUAUUUAAAUUUUGGCGGUAAUGUCAAGCAUUUUCCAAAAAAAUAAUGUUUGGUGAUAAUUGUGGCGACGAUAUUCAAAACGUUGUUUUAGAUAUUGAAGAAGAUGUGUGCCGUCAAACUUCGGACACUGAAGGCGAAAUGUUGCCUUUGGAUCAAAUUGAGGAUAAUAACGUUAAUAUCACUGAUUUGGACACAUUAUCCGUGUCUGAUUUUCUAAAUGAUUUGGACUCCCAAAGUUCGCACAACACUUCACCAGUCAAUGUUGAUUCAGACGAAAUUGACGAAGACAUCGAGAGCCAAAAUAAAAGGGAAAUUGCAUUAGCUGCAGUUUUGGAAAACUUGCACAUAUCCUCCCAGGAGCCUUGGCCCAAAGACGUCAAACUCUUCCAACCCUACGAAAUCGAGCAAAUUCUAUUGCCCGACAAUGCCAACUGUUUGGCAGUGCAAGCUUUCCUCAAAAUGUGCAAUUUGGAGUUUCAAGUGGAGCCACGAGCAAAUGCCGAAGCCAUGUCCCCCUCAGGCAAAGUCCCCUUCAUCAAAGCUGGGGCCUUUGUCGUAUCUGAACUCGAACCGAUCGUACAGUUUGUUAACAAUAAGGGAAUCACCCUAACUGAUAAACUUGACCCCGAAAUGAAAUCUGACAUGAGGGCCUACAUGAGUUUGGUCCACAACGUUAUGGAAGUUGCAGAAUUGUACAUUUGUUGGUGUGACAAAGAGACUUAUAAUGAAGUCACUAGUGUGCGAUAUGGGUCCAUUUAUCCAUGGCCUUUAAACCAUAUUCAAAAUAGGGUUAAGAGGGCACAAGUCAUAAAAAAAUUGAAGGUUUUGGGGUGGUAUCAAAAAACAAUGUCGGAGGUGUUCCAAGAGGUGGAGAAUUGUUGUCAGGCUCUCACUGACAGGCUUGAGGACAAAGAUUUUUUCUUUGGUGACAAACCAACAGAGCUUGAUGCUUUAGUGUUUGGUCACCUUUUUACCAUUUUGACGACUCCCUUGCCAAACAGCCACAUUGCAAACAUCGUCAGAAAUUAUCCAAUUCUUAUAAAUUUAAUCCAAAGGAUUGAAAGGGACUACUUUAAACGAGAGACGAAACACUAGUCGUGUAAAUAAAAGACAACAGUUUAUUACUUUUAUAUUUAUUUCCUGUUAAAUUGAGAUAAAUGUAGAUUAAAGCACCUUUCAGUUAAUAA
This is a messenger RNA of Tribolium castaneum (red flour beetle), 1225 nucleotides long. Its product is annotated as metaxin-2. Gene Ontology annotation, biological process: mitochondrion organization. Gene Ontology annotation, cellular component: SAM complex; cytoplasm. NCBI's taxonomy places the organism in Eukaryota, Metazoa, Arthropoda, Insecta, Coleoptera, Tenebrionidae. The record is from RefSeq and is a predicted model, not a curated record. Bases 84 to 1133 code for a protein of 349 amino acids. The transcript has 6 exons.